AUGGCAGUUUGUUUGUCUAAUUCUAGCAUGUCUGGCUUCCUUACUGGACUCAUUCUUUCUAGUAGCCAUUGGAAACAUCUUUCUGCAGUGCCUUCUAUUAUUUCGUAUCUGGACUCAAGAGUUCCUAUUGCUGCCAACCUUCAAACUAGAACACAAGGAUCACUAGCAGGGAAUACUGAUCUUCCCUCAACAACCAAGCCAAAAGUAACACCUAUCUCCCCUUCAGAGCAAAUCAAAGUUGUCACCUUAAGAAAUGGAAAAGCCACAGCACAGCCCACAGUUCAACCAAAGGAAAAGGAACAGACUGAAGCAUCUGAAGCAGCCCCAAAAGCACAACAACAAUCACCAGUCACAGAUGAACAGAACCCAGAACCUGAAAAGGAAGCCAACAACCAACCAAUCAGUCCAACUCAAAGCAAGCAAAUAUCAACAAAAAUUAUGUUCCCUCAAAGAACAAAAAAGCAACAGGAGGAUAAGCACUUUGGAAAGUUCCUUGACAUUUUAAAACAACUUCACAUCAACAUUCCUCUGGUGGACGCAUUAGAACAGAUGCGCAGGAUGAAGGAGAAGACUUGGAAGAAUGUUCUGCUCUCACAAAAAACAGAGGAAGAAGAAUAUGAGGAAGAAGAAGAAGAUCCACAACAGGAAGAGCAGAGUUGCUAUCUGCAAGAAAGAAGGCCUGAACCUUUGAUAAGAACUGAAAAGGAGAAGCAGCUCAAAAGACCUUCUUCAGAAAAACCUCCUGAGUUAGAACUAAAUCCCCUUCCCCAACAUUUGAAGUAUGCAUAUCUGGGGAACAACAACACCCUUCCUGUGAUCAUUUCUUCAUUUCUUACCAAGGAACAAGAAGAAUUGUUGCUUGACAAGCUCAAAAAGUAUCAAGGAGCCAUCAGUUGGACCAUAGCUGAUCUCAAAGGUAUCAGUCCCUCAUUCUGUAUGCAUAAAAUAUUAUUGACUGAUCCUAACAAUUUUUCAGUGGAACACCAAAGAAGAUUGAACCCUAUAAUGAAAGAAGUGGUGAGAAAGGAAGUUAUGAAAUGGCUGGAUGCAGGGAUCAUAUACCCAAUAUCUGACAGCAGUUGGGUAAGUCCUGUCCAAUGCGUCCUAAAAAAAGGAGGCAUAACAGUGGAGGAGAAUGAAAAGAAUGAGCUGAUACCUGUAAGAAAGGUUACAGGAUGGAGAAUCUGCCAAGAUUACAUGAAGCUCAACAAUGCCACCAGGAAGGACCAUUUCCCACUCCCUUUUACAGAUCAGAUGUUGGACCACCUAGCAGGAAAAGAAUACUUCUGCUUUCAUGAUGGAUAUUCGGGGUAUAAUCAAAUUGCCUUGGCACCAGAAGAUCAACAUAAAACCACCUUCACCUGCCCAUAUGGAACGUUCGCAUUCAGAAGGAUGCCCUUCGGGUUAUGUAAUACACCAGCAACGUUCCAGAGGUGUAUGUUCUCAAUCUUUUCUGAUCUAAUAGGUGAAGGAGUAGAAGUCUUUAUGGAUGAUUUUUCAGUACUGGGAACGUCAUAUGAUCACUGCUUGGACAACUUAGAAGAAGUUCUUCAAAGGUGUCUGUCCUCUAAUCUAGUGCUUAAUUGGGAAAAAUGCCACUUCAUGGUGAAAGAAGGAAUAAUCCUGGGACACAAGAUUUCCAGAGAAGGACUGGAAGUGGAUCAAGCCAAAGUAGAAGCUAUAGCAAAAUUGCCGCCACUAGUAAGUGUAAAAACCUUGAGAUCUUUUUUAGGGCAUGCAGGCUUUUACAGAAGUUCACCUGAAAAGGAGCUAUUGGCUGUAGUAUAUGCUUGUGAAAAAUUCAGGCCUUACAUUUUAGGAUCAAAAGUUACUGUCCAUACUGACCAUGCAGCUCUCAAGUAUCUCUUCUCAAAAAAGGAAGCAAAACCAAGAUUGAUAAGAUGGGUCCUACUGCUGCAAGAGUUCAAUCUGGAGAUCAAAGAAAGAAAAGGAUGUGAAAAUCAAAUUGCAUAUCAUCUGUCCAGAUUGGAACACAUUGAAGUGGGGCUACCAAUCAAGGAAACGUUCCCUGACGUACAAUUGUUUGUCAUUAAUCACAUAGAGACAAAUGCUCCUUGGUUUGCUGAUAUAGAAAACUUCCUUGCAGUAGGGCUGGAACCUUAUGAGGCGAAUAAAAUGCAGAAGAAGAAAUUUUUUCACGAUUGCAAGAACUACCUCUGGGACGAACCACUACUGUUCAGAAGAUGCGCAGACCAAAUGAUAAGAAGAUUGAUAUUUGGCAAAGCUUGCCACCUCCCACUCGAACUGGAGAACAAGGCUUACUGGGCAGUCCAAACCCUCAACAUGGAUGGAAAAACAGCUGGAGAGAAGAUAUUGCUGCAACUCGAAGAAUUAGAGGAGUUCAGAGGGAACACAUACGAAAAUCAUAAAUUGUACAAGGAGAAGAUGAAGAAGUGGCACGAUAAAAGGAUCAGGAACAGAGAUUUCAAAAUCGAUCAGAAGGUGCUACUCUUCAACUCCAGACUCAGACUGUUCCCAGGUAAACUCAAAUCAAGAUGGACCGGGCCAUAUCAAAUUGUUAACGAUGCAGGAAACAGAACUUUUGAAAUCCAAGGUUCAGAACAUGGCCGUUCCUACAAG
Gastrolobium bilobum is the source of this 2601-nucleotide messenger RNA. RefSeq lists its product as uncharacterized. The record is from RefSeq and is a predicted model, not a curated record. The transcript has 5 exons. Lineage: Eukaryota; Viridiplantae; Streptophyta; Magnoliopsida; Fabales; Fabaceae. The annotation marks the transcript as partial.